CGUCGCCGCCACCGCCUCUUCCUAGCCCCUACACCACCACCACCACCGCCGCCGCCAUGGGCUUCGGAGAUCUCAAAACACCCGCGGGCCUGCAGCACCUCAACGACUUCCUAGCGGACAAGAGCUACAUCGAGGGGUACGUGCCAUCACAGGCUGACAUUGCAGUAUUUGAAGCAGUUUCGGGCCCACCGCCCGCAGACCUGUACCAUGCUCUCCGUUGGUAUAACCACAUUAAGUCUUAUGAGAAGCAAAAGGCAAGCUUGCCAGGAGUAAAGAAGGCUUUGGGCAAGUAUGGGCCUGCUGAACUAGAAGAUAACACAGGAAGUGGUGGAGCUACAGAUAGCAAAGAUGAUGAUGACAUUGAUCUCUUUGGGUCUGAUGAGGAGGAGGAAAGUGAAGAAGCAAAGAGACUAAGAGAAGAACGCCUUGCUCAGUAUGAAUCAAAGAAAUCAAAAAAACCUGCAAUUGUGGCCAAGUCUUCUCUCUUACUGGAUGUAAAACCUUGGGAUGACGAGACAGAUAUGGCGAAAUUGGAGGAAUGUGUCAGAAGCAUUCAAGCAGAUGGCUUGGUCUGGGGAUCUUCUAAACUAGUUCCAGUGGGAUAUGGCAUCAAGAAACUUCAGAUACAGUGUGUAGUUGAAGAUGAUAAAGUUGGAACCGAUAUGCUAGAGGAACAGAUAACUGCCUUUGGAGACUAUGUGCAAUCCAUGGAUGUUGCUGCCUUCAAUAAAAUCUAAAACCUACCAUCUUUGAAAUUUUCAUUUAAAUAAAAAUAUUUGCAAGCAAAAA
Messenger RNA from Monodelphis domestica (gray short-tailed opossum), 789 nucleotides. It is a transcript of the gene EEF1B2, whose product is annotated as eukaryotic translation elongation factor 1 beta 2. Gene Ontology annotation, molecular function: guanyl-nucleotide exchange factor activity; translation elongation factor activity. Gene Ontology annotation, cellular component: cytosol; eukaryotic translation elongation factor 1 complex. Gene Ontology annotation, biological process: translational elongation. NCBI's taxonomy places the organism in Eukaryota, Metazoa, Chordata, Mammalia, Didelphimorphia, Didelphidae. The record is from RefSeq and is a predicted model, not a curated record.